GGUAGUUGCCACGGCUUCACGACAGCUACCUCGACUUUGCGCCAGAUAGUUGGCGUUUUAUUUCCCAAAUAUGUGAUAUGUUUGUUUUAUAAUUUGCCAAUAUGUGACAAUACAAUACUGCCUUUAAAAGUACUAGUGUUGGUAGUUAUUUUAUUAAUAAAAAGCCAAUAAGUGAUACAACGGCUUCCCAUUUUAGUGCAGCUAAGCGAAUAUGGACUAAGAUCACUUUACAAUCUCUACUUCGAGAACUAAUCAAUUUGUAUGUGAUUGGAGAUACAGUUCUUCUGAAUAUAGUAACACACGUGUCUGUUUUUUUGCUCGUCUUGCAUGUACUGCUGUAUGAGUCAUGCCUAUGACCUCACACGUGAUUGGACGAGGAGUCUAAGGGUCCUCCAAUCACAUACGAGGUUAUUGUUAUACGGAAAGACUCGCGAGGCCAGCUGAGCUCGCGUAUAAAGACCGGUGUGCCUGCCUAUGCUGUGAGUUGAAAGAUGGAAGUCCUAACACCGAAGAAAAGACCGCGGCGCUACUGUGAACAUUGCAACGCUGAACUCUGUCAUACGCAGUAUUUUGACCACAGAAAGCGCUAUUUCAAAAAUGGAGUUUGGGAGAAAAAGCCCAAAAGGACGAGGUCAGAACACGCACAGAGCCUGUUGCUAUCCAGCCACGAGCCAACCGGCGGGAGUUAUGUUCAACCUGGAGUUGGAGAGAUUGAUGAAGGCGAAAUCAAGUCCGAAGACCAGGAAAAAGAAGUGACGGAAGAACACGGAGAAAUGCGGCCAGCGACUGGCGGUUCAGACAACGGCGAGCACCACAAUCAUGAAUCAGCAGAUGACCAAAGCAUUAAUCUUUUCCUGGACUCCUGUAAUCCCGAGUCAGUGCAAGAUAAUCAAGACCUCUCCUGUUAUGUGGCUGCGUCUGUGAAAAAAGAGGAGGAAAGCCUUGAUGAGGAGCAGAGUCAAGUCUAUCCUCAGAUACAAGAUUGGAGGGGGAAUGGAAGUGAUCAGUCCAUAAGUGUAAAACCAGAAGACUUGUUCAACUCGCCUUCAACUCCUCUCCACGGUCAGCAACUUUUGGCCAGUCCGCAGACAGACGAGAAGAAGCUGCUGAAUGCGCUCAGUGGAUUGUCUCGUCAACUCCAACAACAAACCGCCGAUAUCAACGAGCGGUUCGCUCAACUGGAGAGUUCGGUACUCUCCAGGUUGCUGUCCAUAGAGGAGAGGUUGGCGGCUCUGGAGUCGCACAACUGCGCGGGAGGAACUGACUCCAAGAAGAAGAGACGGGCGCACAAUCCCAAGAUAGCGGAAGCGGUGCGCCGUCUUCACAACUCCGAGACAAAUAACAGGCGCUACGCACCGGAGCAAGGACUAACCUCGCCUCAUAAUGAGGCGGUGACCUCGUAUUUGCUCCGGGAAAUAUCUGCAAGUCCAGAUUUCGAUUUAGAUCAAGACGUCAUUGUGUCCGCCUGUAAGACUUAUUUUGAGACGGUACGCAGGAGCUUCAGGUUUUCCCAGCCGGAACACUCAUUGCGGGCGGAAGCUGCGAAGGAUUCAGCGCGGAGUCGAGCGAGAAGAAAGAGGCUGCUGGAAUCGAGACAAAGUGUGCUGGCUGAUGACGAGGUGGAACUCUGGAAAUCCGCCACCGUAGAGCUCAUGUCUGAUGAAGAGGAUGGCGUAGUUGGCGGGGUCUCUGGGUGGAUUGUACGGUCGCCGCCAUUUCGUAGUCCUGAGCUCUCGGAACUGUGUGCAAAGCUGCAGUCCCGGUUAGAGGCGACUCAGAAAUACAGAGCCACACACACUAGGCGCCUGCACAACAGACCUGCCUCGGAAAAGAGAGAGGGCUAGCGCAAAUCGCGGCACCGGCAACUCGCUGAGGCACUUUCCGGCGAAUCGUGGCAGCUGCCUCGCCUGUUGCCUCGGCUGAGUGAGGUACCACCUCUUUAUAGCACGUGUAUAUAGUACCUUCCUCUUUUUUCCUUUCCACCCCUUUCUUGUAAUUUACACACAUUCGCACCCCCCCUUCACUUACAGACACACACACUUAAUUACACCUGCUCAUUCGUUCCCAGCUGCUUCUCCUCUCUUCCUGCUUCCUCUAAUUAGACACUAUUUCUAGCCUCCCUCUUGCCCUUGUUCUCCGCCAGAGCAUUACCUGUGCACCCGACGUACCUGAGCUCGCUGUCCUGUAUCGCCUGCCUUGUUGUGUCCUGGCGGGUCGUGCUGAACUAUUAUUGUCCCGUUGCUAACCUCUGCUUUACACAGCCUCCUGUUUGACAUGAGCUGCCUGCUGUCUGGUGCGCUCUCCCUCGGCCUGGACCUCGUUCUGUUCACUGGGAUUCACUGUUGCCGGCCAAACGCCCGUAUUCUUCUGUUUGUGUGUUUGUGUUCAUUAAAACACUUUACGUUC
Molecule: messenger RNA, 2406 nt
Organism: Gasterosteus aculeatus aculeatus (three-spined stickleback)
Lineage: Eukaryota; Metazoa; Chordata; Actinopteri; Perciformes; Gasterosteidae
Source: RefSeq, a predicted model, not a curated record